UAAUUUUUUACCGCCAUAUCCGCCAUACUAAUACGCUAUAUCCCUGUGGCGGUUUUUAGGCAAAUCGCCAUAAGCCGCCAUACGAGAUUGAUAACAUUGAUUGGGCCACAUUAUUUCACAAUCUGUGUUACAUUAAUCAUUCAGGUCGCCUCAGUUCCUACCAGCAAGUAAAAUUUUGAAUAAAUAUGGCUAGUUUUAGCAUUGGGGAUUGGGUGGAAAAACAUCUAGUGUCUACUUAGUUGAUGGAAUCCUCAUUAGUUGAGAUUUUUCCUUGGAAUGCAAAGACACACUCCGUCUACUGCAGACGAACAAAUGAGACGGCUGCUCUUACAGUUAUCUAAAAUAUGCUACAUACUGUUCCACUCUGGACCUACACUAUUUGGCCAUGUCACGAACAAGGCUGCAGAUAUCGCUGGCCACUCUCUUUCUUUUAAACAAUCCAAGUUUUAUUCUCUCUUAUGCUUAUAUUUAUAACACAGAUGUUUUUUAUGUUCUUGUAAGUAACAAAGCUUUAAAGUGUAGGACUUGCGGUGUGGUCUCUGAUCUUCAAGAAACCAGAAAUUCUGUGAUGAAGGCAUCUGACUUACCCCUCUCAAUCCUCAUCAUUGGAGUUGGAAAUGCAGAUUUCAAAGUAACGGAGAAAAUGGCUGAAGAAGGUAGUCGUCGCGUUGCUCUGAAUGAGAGGAUUCUUUCUUCUAUGUCAAGGAGAUCUGUUGCUGCUCAUCCUUGGCAUGACUUGGAAAUUGGGCCGGGAGCACCUGCAGUAUUCAAUUGUGUGAUUGAAAUUGGAAAAGGCAGCAAAGUAAAAUAUGAGCUUGACAAAACCAGUGGCCUUAUCAAAGUGGAUAGAGUUCUUUACUCCUCCGUUGUAUACCCACACAACUAUGGUUUUGUCCCACGAACCCUCUGCGAAGACAACGACCCCAUCGACGUUUUGGUGCUGAUGCAGGAACCUGUUCUUCCGGGUACUUACCUCCGUGCUCGUGCCAUUGGCUUGAUGCCCAUGAUAGAUCAGGGCGAGAGGGACGACAAAAUCAUUGCAGUAUGCGCUGACGACCCUGAGUUCCGCCACUAUCAAGACAUAAACGAGCUCCCUCCUCACCGUCUAGCUGAAAUUCGCCGCUUCUUUGAGGACUAUAAGAAAAAUGAGAACAAGUCAGUUGCCGUGAAAGAGUUCCUCCCUGCUGAAACAGCAAUUGAUGCUAUCAAAUACUCAAUGGAUCUUUAUGCCUCAUACAUCGUCGAGAACUUGAGGCAGUAAUCGCGGAAUCAAUUGAAAGCAGCGAUAACUUAAGCUGAUGGCCUUUAAAUAAACUCAUCACACAACACUUUUCUAAUUUUUUUAUCGUGUAAUGUUGUUAUCGUGUUCUGUAUAAGUCCGCCGUGACAGGAACUUUUGCUUGAACAAUUUGUAUUCGACCCUUUUGUAAUAUUCUGUUUUAACUGAUAAAUUAACGAGAUGAAGUCCCUCAACUAAA
Molecule: messenger RNA, 1478 nt
Organism: Salvia splendens (bonfire salvia)
Lineage: Eukaryota; Viridiplantae; Streptophyta; Magnoliopsida; Lamiales; Lamiaceae
Product: soluble inorganic pyrophosphatase
Exons: 9
Coding region: 386-1261 (291 amino acids)
Biological process (GO): phosphate-containing compound metabolic process
Cellular component (GO): cytoplasm
Molecular function (GO): magnesium ion binding; inorganic diphosphate phosphatase activity
Source: RefSeq, a predicted model, not a curated record